AUACUUCAUACUAGUUGACUCACGUGACGGGACUAGUAGAUAUUAGUUGACGCCCUGCAAUCUCUUUUUGAUUUGCGUUUGUAACUAAAUCUAUGACAAUGAGAUUGCUCGGUAUUUUGGUACUUUCUUUGGCUUUGUUUUACUAUGCGGAUGCUCAAACACGUGGAACUGUUAGACUAGUGAGAAAUGGAGUUUUCUCAUACACCUAUUCAUCUGGAAUAGUUCAAAUCUUUUACAGCACAAGCAGUUCCUCCCUACUCAGAUGGGGUAAUAUUUGUGAUGAUGCUUCAUUUGGUGAUAAUGAAGCUAGUGUCAUUUGUAACCAGUUGGCAUAUGAUGGAGCAUCAGUCUAUGGUAGAGCUGGUAGCACAGUAAGUUUUGGAACUGACAACAGUGCUACCAUUCUUGAUGAAGUCAGUUGUUCUAGUAGUAGCUUACUAACUCUAGAGCAGUGUUCUGUUACUACAAUUAUUUCAAGCACUUGCUCUCUUAAUUCAAAUGAUGCUUAUGUAAUUUGCUAUACUACUAGAAUCUGGAAUAAUCCUUAUCCUGGACAGAUUCGUCUAGCAGGAGGUUCUUAUACAAGCUAUGGUAGACUGGAAGUAUAUUGUAAUGGACUGUGGGGUACAGUAUGUGACGAUACUUUUGAUGCAACCGAUGCUAAAGUUGUUUGUCGUCAAUUAGGAUACAGUCAUUUUACACUAGCUCAUUCUGGAGCCGUAACAGCUGGGUCUACCUCUCAACCAAUUUGGCUGGAUGCAGUUUUUUGUAGCAGUUCAUACAGUUGUCUUGCUACUUGUGAAUCUUGUCCCUCUAUACAAUAUCAUAACUGUAGACACAGUGAAGAUGUUGCAGUUGCAUGUGAAUUUGACUCCACUGAAACAGCUUCAAGUAACAUACUAAGCACCUGCAGUACAGCCUCCACUAGUGGCACUACUAACACCACCCCUGGCAUUGUAGGACUAGUUCUUGGAGUAGUGGCAGUUGUUGGAACUAUACUUGCUUAAUUUACACUUUGGGCUGCUGUUAGAUUAUAAUUUGCCUUAGCUGCUGUGAUGCUACAUAAUGUGAUGUAAUGCAUAUGCUGUUAUAGAAUCUGUUUGCUAUAUUUUCCCUGGACUUUUACCAAUUUUAUUUUUAUGAUGCUAUUGCUGAUUAACUGAAUGCUAUAAACUUA
Messenger RNA from Amphimedon queenslandica, 1177 nucleotides. Its product is annotated as neurotrypsin-like. Lineage: Eukaryota; Metazoa; Porifera; Demospongiae; Haplosclerida; Niphatidae. The coding region runs from base 93 to 1007 and encodes 304 amino acids. The transcript has 7 exons. The record is from RefSeq and is a predicted model, not a curated record. Gene Ontology annotation, cellular component: membrane.